GAAGCGGAACCGGCGGUUUCCGGAAGCCGGCAGCCGCCCUAAGAUUCAGGUCAGCGCUUGCUACAGCAGAGUCUGUCGCACUGUCCUGCGGUUCCCGGUGUUUGGUCCUUGCCUGUAACGGUGGGAGAAGAAGAUGGCCCUGCUAUGCUAUAAUCGAGGCUGCGGCCAGCGCUUCGACCCCGAGAACAAUACCGAUGAUGCUUGCACAUAUCACCCAGGUGUUCCAGUCUUUCAUGAUGCAUUAAAGGGUUGGUCUUGCUGUAAGAGAAGAACGACUGAUUUUUCUGAUUUCUUAAGCAUUGUGGGCUGUACAAAAGGUAGACAUAAUAGUGAGAAGCCACCUGAGCCUGUCAAGCCUGAAGUCAAGACUACUGAAAAGAAAGAACUAUCUGAAUUGAAACCCAAAUUUCAGGAGCACAUAAUUCAAGCCCCUAAACCAGUAGAAGCGAUAAAAAGGCCAAGCCCAGAUGAACCCAUGACAAAUUUGGAAUUAAAAAUAUCUGCCUCCCUAAAACAAGCGCUUGAUAAACUUAAACUAUCAUCUGGGAAUGAAGAAGAUAAGAAAGAAGAUGACAGUGAUGAAAUUAAGAUUGGGACCUCAUGUAAAAAUGGAGGGUGUUCAAAGACAUAUCAGGGUCUACAGAGUCUAGAAGAAGUUUGUGUAUAUCAUUCUGGAGUACCUAUUUUCCAUGAGGGGAUGAAAUAUUGGAGCUGUUGUAGAAGGAAAACCUCUGACUUUAAUACCUUCUUAGCCCAAGAAGGCUGUACAACAGGGAAACACGUGUGGACUAAAAAGGAUGCUGGGAAAAAAGUUGUUCCAUGUAGACAUGACUGGCAUCAGACUGGAGGUGAAGUCACCAUUUCAGUAUAUGCUAAAAAUUCACUUCCAGAACUUAGUCGAGUAGAAGCUAAUAGUACAUUGUUAAAUGUACACAUCGUAUUUGAAGGAGAGAAGGAAUUUCAUCAAAAUGUCAAAUUAUGGGGUGUGAUUGAUGUAAAACGAAGCUAUGUAACUAUGACUGCAACAAAGAUUGAGAUCACCAUGAGAAAAGCUGAACCUAUGCAGUGGGCAAGCCUUGAACUACCUACAACCAAAAAGCAGGAAAAACAAAAAGAAGACAUUACAGAUUGARGUUGGGGGAGGGCUGUUGCCUAUUUCAGAAUUCUGAAUGUGUGGUGAAGUGGUGGCUUGCUGCUGUAACUUUUUGUUGUUGAAUCAGGCAUUUCAGGGUCAUAUUAGGUUUUUGUUUUUAAAAGSCAAAGUCAAUUUAUCUUUUUGUGUUGCCAUAUUUUGCGUUCCAUAAGAUUGAUUAUUCAUAUCUUCUCAUUGGUAGAACCAUAGUUAYGUCCCUUACUUGAAGAAGCUGGAAAAUAGCUCGAGUGUAAUUGCAGUAUUUCUUAGUGUAUUAUUAUUAUGUUAAACAAAGAAAUAAUAAGGGACAUUUGUUUUUUAUACUUCUGUUAUCUUAUAAUUAUUAAAGCAAGAUGAAAAUGUCAACUUUUUAAUCAKUUUUUUUUUUYCCCUCUUUGUGGACCUUUUGUUCCUAUAAUACUUGAAAAUYUUCAAGGAAGAAAUGAAGUUCUGCAUUGUUUUUGUUUGUUUUUGUUUUCCAUGUGGGAUAGUCACUUUUUCCAAGAGGACUAUCCUAGGUAAAGUGGGGGCAAAAUAUAUGCACUGACCAACAAAUUACAGUUUAUUCACGGUUAAUUUAAUUUUAAAAUUACAUCAUUACCUAUAUUACUUGCCAAAYAGUAUGACUUAAGAGUAAAGGAAACAAGACUGGAGAGAGAUCAAUUUGGUUAAAAUUCACUAUUUUUAUAAGACUUAAGCAAUAAUGUUAAAAAUCUUUUCUCCUGAUUAAGGGUCUUUAUAUGAUGUUAUGACUAAAUGGUACCUGAUUUUUCAGUCUAAACCCUCUUAAAACCUUCAGUUACCUAUAAAAAAAAAACAAAAAACUAUCUGGCCUUAUUGAUAGAAAAAUACCUAAAAUUAUAUYUUAAAGGUUUGUGGAAAUACAAUAGAAAAUGAGAAAACUAAAUACAUAAACUUUGCUUUAUGCCUACUAUUACAUGUAAAAUAAAAUAGCUUAAUUCUCCCAGAGUCAUUUUUUUUUAAAGGCUUUCAAGUAGAGCUUGACAAUUAUAGUAAUACAAUGUUGAUCAUAUAUUGUAUUGGUAUUAAAUAUAUGUAAUACAUGCUUUGAUUUAUUUAUGCUUCUCAGACCAUUWGUGAAUAGAUCGCUUUUUGAGGUAAUACAGAGUUCAAGAAGGAAAUUUUAAAGAAAUGUUAUGCCAUUCAAACUGGCAUAACUUAAUAAAUUUGGUUAUUAUUUAGGCUUAUACAGAUAAAUGAAAGUCAAAAAGUUUUCCAAACCCCUUGAGUAUAUUCUAGGUUAAUAGAACUCUUGCAAAGAAAAGUGUGCAGAAGUACUAUUUUAGUUCAUAAGAGGUUUGUAUAUAUAAUUCUGUUACUCUUAGCAAAUAACUAGUAGAUAUAUCAGUUAUAAUAAUUAUUUAAAGAUCUAGCUCUGACACAGUUUUACAAAGUUUGGCACCCAGGCUUUGUUGACAUUA
This is a messenger RNA of Urocitellus parryii (Arctic ground squirrel), 2574 nucleotides long. It is a transcript of the gene Chordc1, whose product is annotated as cysteine and histidine rich domain containing 1. Lineage: Eukaryota; Metazoa; Chordata; Mammalia; Rodentia; Sciuridae. The record is from RefSeq and is a predicted model, not a curated record.